Molecule: messenger RNA, 2998 nt
Organism: Cynoglossus semilaevis (tongue sole)
Lineage: Eukaryota; Metazoa; Chordata; Actinopteri; Pleuronectiformes; Cynoglossidae
Product: solute carrier family 25 member 53
Exons: 3
Coding region: 319-1230 (303 amino acids)
Cellular component (GO): mitochondrion
Molecular function (GO): NAD transmembrane transporter activity
Source: RefSeq, a predicted model, not a curated record
UGUUCCAGCCCAGCUAUAGAUUGGAAACAAACACAAAUGAAAUAAAUAAAAACGUUUGUACCGCAGCAGAAAGAACUUCACCGAGAUGAACUGGGUGUAAACAGAAACAAAGAACUUCCGGUCCGCUCUCGGAAUCCAUCGUUUAUUCUUAGGAUAAUUAAAAAACCGCUCUACGACGCAGAUUCCGCGUAUUUGUUACCUGUCGUCCUCAAACCGGGUGAGUACCAUUUAUUUUAUUAUGAUUAUUUUUUUUAUUUUCGUGCAUUUUUUUUAUUUUCAAUGCAGUUGUAUUGAAUCGAUGCAUGUCCUGCAUAAUUAAUGCCACACACAUUUCCACAUAGAUCCAGUAUGACAGGAACUCCAGACCAUAAACAAGACGAAGAGUCUUUCAGAGAUGGAGUGGUUCGAUUCCAGAGCUACUUGCAUGGAGGGACGUCCAGCCUGCUGUCCACCAUUCCCACCCUCAUCGUCUUCCCUGUGUACAAGACUGUUUUCCGUCAACAAAUCCACAACAACCCUCUCCAUCAGGUCGUGGCACAGCUCUACAAAGAAGGACCCGUGAAGCUGUACAGGGGCGUGGCCCCACCAUUACUGAUGAGGACCCUGAAUGGCACCUUGCUGUUCGGGUUGCAGGACACAAUCCUGCGCCACCUUUCCACAUCAUCCCAGCAGGUGUUCCCCACCGCUGCCCUACCAGCUCUGGCUGGGUUUGGUGCAGGUAUUGUGGAGGCGGUGGUCUUCACCCCCUUUGAGCGGGUCCAAAAUGUGUUGCAGAACAGCCAGAAUGACCGCCACCUGCCCACUCUGAAGAGUGUCCUGCAGACACUGAAGACCCAGAGGCCAGCCUCGGGUUACUACAGAGCCUUUCUGCCCAUCACGGCCCGCAACGCUCUGGGCAGCUCUCUCUACUUUGGCCUGAAGGGUCCUGUGUGUGCUCUGGUGGCAGUGGAGGGUCUCUCUCCAACGGCCUCGUCCUUUGCGUCAGGGACGCUGACCUCCAUGUUGAUCAGCCUGACUCUGUAUCCACUGUCUGUGCUUGUUGCAAACAUGCAGGCACAGGUCGGGGGAGAAGCGAAGGGUGUGAUGGAUUGUUGGAGGACGUUGUGGAGGUCUCGGCAGAGGAGCGUGGCUCUGCUGUACAGAGGAGGUUCCCUCGUUAUUUUGAGAUCUUGCAUCACGUGGGGAAUUGCAACCGCUAUCUAUGACAGACAGGAGAAACGCUCAAGCUGAGGAAAUGAAGAUACAUUUCUUGAAUGCUUACAAACUGUCAGGUUAGAAAAGUAUCUUUUUAUUUUUCAAUUAUAAUCAUAACUGCAAAAAAAACAAAAAAACCCUAAGGUAUAAUUUUAGUAGUACCCCGUGUCCAGGUGCUUUAAAAUGUCAGCAGGAGACUGGCCUAAAUAACAUAAUAAUAAUGGCACAGUCCUAUUCAUUUUUGAUUAAACAAAAUGAUCAAAGAUUAUAAAUACCAAGUGUCACUAUAGGAAAUAUGAAACAUUCUAAUGUGCUGUCUCUAAAAUUAAGGUUAAUUAUGUUCACAGUUUUAAUUCAUUUUCUUCAGAAUCAAGAAGUCAACUGUAACUUUGUGUCUACAACUGACCAAUCUGCUUGGUUUUGUGCGUUACUUUAACUCAUUAUAUUGUGGUUAUUUGUCGUGUCCCUCCCAAAGUCGUCCACUGAGUCUGUCUCUGUCUCCCCUGUGUUAUUUUCAUCCUUAACGUCUCAGGAAGUCCUAAAUAUGUAAUCACCCAGUUAAAUAUGAAGCAUGUAUUGCAAGUGAAUGUUUACAGUUGAUUUAGAUUGUUGUCAUACAAUACCAAACUACUCAGGGCAUUUUAUUUACUGCACAAAUCUGUGAACAAGCUGUGUGGUUUUUAUACCUAAACAUUAUAUUCCACCUAGACAGGGAGAACUACAAACUGGACCUUGAGGGAAUUUUUAUCUAGUUUUAAAAAUGAAUCUGUAAUUUGGUUGAGCGUUUAUAACUUUAUUUAACAAUACAUACGCCAAAAAUAAGUUUACCAAAUUUCAGAUUUAUUUUUGCAUUAGGCUACUAGAAAACCAUUCCUAAAAGGUUUGUCAUUCUCCCCCCAUACUUUAAACUGCCUUCCUGUUCUCUAACACAUUCCAAACCAUCUGCAUUAAUAAACAUAUGUUACAUGCGCCCAGAUGUGAUUUUUAUUGUUUGGUACUUUCAUCCCCUGAUGAUAUUUGAUAACGAAUCCACUAGAUGGUACUGUCGAACGCACGAAUGCCAAACACAAUGGGCGUUAUGAGCAAGGAUGGACAAUGAUGCCCAUGGAGCAACCUAUCACAUAUCAAAUAUAUCCAAUUGAAAGACUUCCUCUGGGCUCUGGGAGCCAAUGAGGUUCUCUGUGUUAAUGUGCAACAGGGCGUGUUGUCUGUAUUUAAGUUCUUGGCUCUGGACGGAUUACACAGACGAGACACCUCUCACCUGCAGGACAUUCUCACUCACAGCACAUCCCAGCACCAGAAAUCAUCCACAAUGGAUAACAGUAAAAUCAAUGCAGAAGUCAAGAAUUUCAACAAGCAAGGUCUAACAAAGACUAAGACAAAUGAGCAACUCUAUAAACCAACAAAAGAGGACAUUGAGCGGGAGAAGAAAGAACAGCAAGAACAACAACAGAAAGAACAAGAAAAAAAGUAAUGUGAACGGGCCUGCCGUGGCGCCGCUCCUGUAGACCUACUGCUCUUACCUGCUUCGACAUGUAUUAAGAAUCCUGACCAUCACAUCUACUUCUGCCUCUGUUUGUUAUUCUGCCACCUUUGAUCGAUAAUGGGGUUUGGGUUUAGGUACAAUUAUCCUGUUAGUUUAAUAAGAACUGAAAAACCAAAAGAAAAGUAUAAGAUGUGCAUUAGUUACAAAUCAAUCCUGAUCGGUUUUUAUAAGAGAACUAUUGGGAUGGUCCUCGAUAUGCCAGUGAAUGGUCACAUUUAAAGGAAUAACAAAUAAAUUGAUAUUUUUCUUUAAAUAAAA